Molecule: messenger RNA, 3024 nt
Organism: Stegostoma tigrinum
Lineage: Eukaryota; Metazoa; Chordata; Chondrichthyes; Orectolobiformes; Stegostomatidae
Product: RUN and FYVE domain-containing protein 1-like
Exons: 18
Coding region: 87-2147 (686 amino acids)
Biological process (GO): protein transport; regulation of endocytosis
Cellular component (GO): cytoplasm
Molecular function (GO): metal ion binding
Source: RefSeq, a predicted model, not a curated record
UUUCUCAAGGAUUAACCGUCUUCAGCUACGUGACUCUCGCUCUGUUUCUCGGCGAGUGAUUGCGUACGCCUGUGUCACGAGGGAAGAUGGCGGACCAAACCGAGGAUUUGAGUAGCGCCGCGGCUGAGGCAGACCACAAGACUGGAUCGCCUUCGUCACCUGUCGCAAGCGUUCGAGGCUUGGAGGAUGGUGGCUGGUCGACCCCCAUACUGUCACUCGCCAGGAAAGCGUCAGAGACCCUAUCGGCGAACUACGGGAGCGCUUUGAAAUCAGCGGCGGUGGGAUUCGCGGUCAAAGCAAGCAGCAGCGACAACACGAUGACUAAAAAUAAUAAUGAGCAUAUGAAAAAUGAACGAGUCAACCUCAUGAAUAUGAUGAAACUUAGUAUCAAAGUGCUUAUUCAGUCUGCAUUAAACCUGGGAAGGACUUUAGAUGCAGAUUUCCCUCCUCUUCAGCAGUUUUUUGUGGUUAUGGAGCAAUGCCUUAAACAUGGACUGAAAGUUAAAAAGACUUUCCUUGGCCCAAACAAGUCAUUUUGGGGUCCUCUAGAGCUGGUGGAAAAACUUUGCCCUGAAGCUGCUGAAAUAGCAGCCAGCGUUAGAGACCUGCCAGGACUAAAAACUCCUGUAGGAAGAGGACGAGCAUGGCUGAAUCUUGCUUUAAUGCAGAAGAAAUUAGCCGAUUAUUUGAAGGCCUUGCUUGAUCGGAAAGAUCUGCUGAGUGAAUUCUAUGAUCCAAAUGCACUGAUGCUGCACGAUGAGGGAGCAAUCAUUGUUGGCCUGCUGGUGGGCCUUACGGUUAUUGAUGCAAAUCUUUGUUUAAAAGGAGAAGACUUGGAUUCUCAGGUUGGGGUGAUUGACUUUUCACUGUAUCUUAAAGAUGGAACUCAGGAUCAUGCUGACUGCAGACAGGACUCCGAACUCACUAAUAUCCUGGAUCAGAAACAUUACGUGGAAGAACUCAACAGACACUUGAGUGGUACAGUUUCUGAUCUACAGACAAAACUGGAUUCAUUGGAAAAAACUAAUGCAAAACUAAUGGAAGAGCUUGCAGCAGCAAAUGAUCGAAUUCAGUCUCUUCAGGAGGAGCAGAAUCAAUUGAAGCAAGAAAAUUCAUCGAUCCUUGAAACAAGUGAACGUCGAGUAGAGGUGAGCAGACAAGAUUCUGAAGUAGAACUGGAAACAUACAAACAAACUCGUCAAGGUCUAGAUGAAAUGUACAAUGAAGUCUGGAAACAACUAAAAGAAGAGAGAAAGAUUCGCAUGGAACUGGAGAAAGAAUUAGAACUACAGAUGAGCUUGAAACAAGAAAUGGAAAUAGCCAUGAAGCUACUGGAGAAGGAUACACAUGAGAAGCAGGAUACGCUAGUAGCUCUCCGACAACAGUUGGAAGAAGUCAAGGCUAUCAAUUUGCAGAUGUUUCAGAAAGCUAAGAAUUCUGAGGGUACAGCACAGCAGAAGGCUGAAAUGAUAAAUUCUCUGGAACAAAAGGCUAACCAGAUGAUUGAUGCCACAAAGCAAAUGGAGGAAAGACUGCAACAGUCUGAACAAACACGACAGUUAGCAGAAGAAAAAAAUCAAAAGAUUGAGAGAGAAUUUGCUCGCAAGAUUGAGAAUCUCCAGCAGCAGCUCAGUGAAUUGGACAAACAACGCUCCACAUUGGAAUCGGAACUUAAAGCUGAGAAGGAACAAAGGCAAAGUCUUCAGCAACAGUUGCAACAAGAGAGGGAUGUAACAUCUCAGUUAAAAGCUCAACUGUUGCAGAAGUCCGGCUUAGAGAAGGAAAUGGAAACAUUGCAAGAUGAGAAAAAACAACUACACAAGAUCUGCGAAGAACAGGAACAGGCAUUACAAGAAAUGGGACUUCAUCUUAGUCAAUCAAAAUUGAAAAUGGAGGACAUUAAAGAGGUCAAUAAAGCAUUAAAGGGAAAUGCCUGGCUGAAAGAUGAUGAAGCAACAUCCUGCAAACAAUGUGAGAAGGAAUUUUCAAUCUCAAGAAGAAAGCAUCAUUGUCGAAACUGCGGUGAUAUCUUCUGCAACAACUGUUCGAGUAAUGAGUUGGCACUUCCUUCUUACCCUAAACCUGUGCGGGUCUGUGACACUUGUCAUACUCUACUACUACAGAGGUGUUCUUCAAAUGCUUCCUGAAUUCAGCAGAAUUUUAUAACCAGCCAUUAGUAUGAGCUUUUCUUAAGCUCUACUGCAUCAGUAAAGCUGUUAAACAAAUUAAGUUCUAUAUGCCAAUAUCUAUUUCUGGAACUCAAGAGCUGAAUAUUUUCAUUUAACUGUCCAAAUGAAAGGGCUUGCAUUAAGUUAUUGACCAAAUUGACACUUAAGUUGAAUACUAGAAUUGUAAUCAAAAUUUUGAUGAUUUACUCUAAGGUAAAACACCUUGGAUCUGUCACAAUAGUGAUAUAAAAUGCCAUUAACCCUAUUACUGGAUUGGUUUCUCAUUCUUUUCAUCUCUCAAUGAUUUUAAUUGGUUUCCAGUCAAAUUGUGUGAGCUUUUAUUACACUAUCACCAACUGAUGUAAUUCCACUCAGUCAUGGUCAACAAAAUUGAUUAUGUUGGUUGAAGUUAAAAUUAUUUUUCAGGUUUGAUAGUGCCAUAAUGUAUUUGUACUUCAGAGCUAUUUUUAUGGCUUCAUGUGCCUUUGUUGGAUAAUAAAUUGCAAUACUUGUAUUGAAGCUCUAGGAUUUACAUGUAUGAAUUUAAUAAUAUGGCUUAUUAUACUGUUAGAAAUAAAAUAUUGUAGCUCUUACUUGUAUUUUGCAAAUAUCAAAGCAGUCAAACCACAAUGUUGCCAGAACAAUGCUGCUGUUGUGGAGGUAAAAAGUGCAUGCAUAUUUAACAAAAAACAAUUGAGUGCUUUUUUUUGAGAUUCCUCCUUCUCAUUCACCUGGGGGUCCCUAAUGAAUGUAUAAAAUCCUUUAUGUACUAUUUGUAUAUUUCUAAUACAUUUCACUUGAAUAUAAACACUUCAAUAUAAAACUGAUCCAUUUCAUUCUCCUUGCAUUGAUGUUU